Molecule: messenger RNA, 658 nt
Organism: Marchantia polymorpha subsp. ruderalis
Lineage: Eukaryota; Viridiplantae; Streptophyta; Marchantiopsida; Marchantiales; Marchantiaceae
Source: the annotation of a GenBank genome assembly
AUGGAUGUGGCAUUCGACUACGUAGUUAAAAAUGGCCUAACAACAGAAGACCAGUAUCCAAACACUGCUGAUAAUGGUUCUUGCACACCCAAAACGGCUGCUGUUAAAACUGACGGCUACGUAGCCGUACCAGAAAACAAUGAGAAACAACUACAACACGCUGUGGCACUACAGCCUGUACUCGUUGGUGUUGAUGGAACUAGCAUAAUGUUAUACAAAGAAGGAAUAUACGACAAUACCACUACCUCAGUGGUUAACCAUGCAUUGCUCAUCGUGGGCUAUGGAACUGAGAACGGAGUUGACUACUGGGUAGCGAAGAACUCAUGGGGCAGCACCAGUUGGGGUGAACAAGGCUACAUUCGUUUGAAGCGCAACGUUGACAAGCCGGAGGGAACCAUUAUGCUGGCUACGGAGCCCUUGUACCCAACCAUGAAUAGUCGACAUAAUCCAGACCCCAGUCCAGUCAGUCCAUCGGUUCCACCUCCAGCCCCAGUCAAACCCAGUCCAAUCAGUUCAGAGGUUCCACCCCCAGGACUAUCCGGUUCAUCCAAGAAACCGUGGACAUUUAGUCCAUAGAUUCCUUCGAAAUGAUGAGAAGGAUGCGAGAGUAACUUCUUUUUUUGCUCUAGAUCUCUCGAAUUGUUCUCAGAAUAAACUG